AUGAAGCUAGACGCCCUGCAGGACAUCAUAAUCUCCACGGCCUGCUUUCUUCUGAGCUCCGUCCUCUACCUCCUCACAUUCAUCCAUCUGAUCAAACAGCUACCCAAAGAUAUUUCGGUUCCUUAUUUCACGUUUCGGAAGACUCGGAACUCAAAACUGAAUACUCCCACGGAUUUGAUAAUUUUCAAGUGCGCGUUCUUCUCGUUUGUUCUAUUCACACCGAAUUUCGCGAAGACUAUCGUUUUGUAUUUUGCGACGAGUCCGCAGAUUAUUGAUAUUGGGACAGAGUUGUGGUUCUUCACCACAGAGCUCAUGUGCAUCAGUUCCGGAUGGAGUUUAUUGAUUAGUAGCUCCCGUCUUCGAGAAGAGUUUAUUCCCGAUAAGUGCAGAAAGAAACGAGACAAUGUUUCAACAAUGAUGUCAACUAUGUUUUGA
Messenger RNA from Caenorhabditis remanei, 435 nucleotides. RefSeq lists its product as uncharacterized. Lineage: Eukaryota; Metazoa; Nematoda; Chromadorea; Rhabditida; Rhabditidae. The transcript is spliced from 3 exons. Bases 1 to 435 code for a protein of 144 amino acids. The record is from RefSeq and is a predicted model, not a curated record.